AUGACGCGGUCUGGCCUCCCUCGGUAAGUCACCGCGCACACCCCCUCCCCUCCCCUCCCAACCCGAUCGCGGCAACUGACUGCACCCCCUCCCCCCCCCCCUCUCAGCUCUGCACGAGGAAUCGGCUUCCUCCUCGUGCUCUGCCUCUUCGACGCCGUCCUCGCCACCUCGCCCCUCCCUCCAGCCUCCCUGUAUGGGUCCCUCCUCAGCAACCUUUCCAGACCGUACGAACACGAUGCGUUCGUGCAACUCGCCGCGCCUUACCUGGUCCGUCCCACACCCCACACGCCACACCCCACACGCUCUCAGGCUCAGCACGACCUGCGGGGUUGGGUUGUUUUUGUUGACCUCCCGAUCCUGACCAUCUCUUACGCUUCCAUCGUUCCCAGCCCGAAUUGAACAGUCCGAUCACUCGCAACGGUUCGUUCUCCUUCACCGACCUCAAAGUGGCCGAAUACGUCCUCUCCGUUCAUUCGAGAUUGGCCGAAUUCCAAGUGAGCAAGCUGUUCCCCCCUUUCCCUCCCCGACUUGAACUAAACCGCGCGUAUUGUUCAGUUCUACGCCGUGAACGUCACCCCUUCCCACCAAGUCGACGUCCGACUCUACCUCCCCGGACAAGGCCCCACCCGCACCAAACCGUUUGCCCAACCCUUGCUGCUCCCCGCCGUGCACCUCAAAUCCUACACGACCCUCCCCACCCCCUUCUCCCCCCUCCGACUGCUCCGAUCGAACCCUUCGCUGCUCCUGGGUGGUUUGGCGCUGGUCGCCUUGGCGCUCUUGCCCAAGUUGUUGGCGCGCUUGGAUCCGGAAACGGCCAGGGAGGUCAAUCAAUCUCAAGCUGAUUUGCACGCCAAAUUGGCCGCAUUCGCUAAUUUGGGGGGUGGUCGGGGGGGGGGGGGGGGGGGUCCGAAUGGUUCGGAUGAGUUGACAAAGAGUUUGUCAAAGAGGUUGGCGAAGACGAAGACGAGUUUGGAGGAGCAGGACGGGGUGCAGGUCGAAGGAAUACAGGACAUGUUAUCGACGUCGUUGACGAGUGGGGCGAAGCAGAAUCAGGAGGGCAUGCAGACGGGCAAGGGGAAGGGAGGGAAGAAGAGAAAGUGA
Molecule: messenger RNA, 1101 nt
Organism: Microbotryum saponariae
Lineage: Eukaryota; Fungi; Basidiomycota; Microbotryomycetes; Microbotryales; Microbotryaceae
Source: the annotation of a GenBank genome assembly